Messenger RNA from Menidia menidia (Atlantic silverside), 783 nucleotides. The record is from the annotation of a GenBank genome assembly. Lineage: Eukaryota; Metazoa; Chordata; Actinopteri; Atheriniformes; Atherinopsidae.
AUGCCUAAAAGGCAGUUGGUGAUUCACAUCGCUCAGCAGCCACCAAGUGAAACAUGCGGACAGGGCCAAAGAGCCUCUGAGGAUUCCCCACAGAUCGGCACUAAAGAGAAUAAGCCCCCCUGGUCCUUUGGGGAAAAAUGUGACAGGAAGAAAUCUGAGCAGCUUCACAGGGAAAUCCGCUGCUCCUCCAGCUUCACGUACUCCUCCGCCUCCUUCUCCACCUCGUCCUCCUCGCCGUCCAUCUCGUCUCUCUCCCAGCCCUCGCCGUCCACCGGCUCCUUCUUCUGUUUGCUCCUCCACUUCCUGUGGUUGAGCUGGGCCCUGAGACGAGCGAUCUCCAUCUGGAACUCACGCAGCAGGGCGUCUUUGGGGUCUUCGUUGACCCUGGGCUGGUUCUGGAUGUUCUUGGCCCGGGAGGCCGGGCCCAGCGUGGCGACCAUGACGGUUUUGGCGUUCCCGCCCAAAGAGUCCUGCAGCAGCCUGGUCAGCUUUGAGUCCCGGUAUGGCACGUGCCCGCUGCGCCCAUCUGCUAACGCUGAGAUCACGUUCCCCAGGGCCGACAGAGAGAGGUUAAUCUUGGCGGCUUCUUUCAGGCGCUCUCCCUGGACGCCGGUCUUGGUUUGCCGCUCGCUGCCUGCCAGGUCCACCAGGUUGAGGCGCCCCACUCGAAUGUGCUUCCUCCCAUCUGGUCCGGGCUGGCUGCACUCCACCGUGAUCAGGAACAAGGCGUGGGACCUGGACGAGUGCUCGUUCAUGUCCGUGGCUCCCACCGCCCUCGCCUGA